Messenger RNA from Camellia sinensis, 1940 nucleotides. RefSeq names its product UPF0496 protein At4g34320. The record is from RefSeq and is a predicted model, not a curated record. NCBI's taxonomy places the organism in Eukaryota, Viridiplantae, Streptophyta, Magnoliopsida, Ericales, Theaceae.
CUUUCUCUCUCUUCGCUCUGUUACUUCCCAGUCUUUCAGCUCAAGUUUCUCACGGUUCCUCUCAAAUUUCCAUGGCUACAAUUGCUUUGCGCGUUAUCUAAACUUUCACAGUUGGGAUUAAUAGAUAUGUAUGUAGCACAGUUUCUAGAGAGAGAAAACAUUACCAAAGUCAUUGCUUCCCGCGUUUUCCAUCUCCAAUCUUCAUUUUUCUCAUGCGUGCAAGUCAUUCUCAUUCUCAAUCUCAUCAAUCUCUCUCUUCAACCCACCACAUUCCUUGGUCCUUAACGGUUUUAAUUCUCUUUAAGCUUCUUCAUCCUCAUCUCUCUCUCUCUCUCUCUCUCUCUCUAUUUCUAUCUUUUUCUUUCUCGCUUAUCCACUUUAUUUACAUCACUUUCCUGUUUCUAAACAAAACCCAACUCGCACAAUUUGGUAAUUGUUUGUUCUGAUAACCUUCAAAGGCUUGAAAUUUCAGUCCCUUUUUACAGCUGAUUUGUGAAGAAAUCUAUGUGAGAUCUGAAUUGAAACCAUGGGGAACCACAUGAGCACAACCAAGCCACCUGAAACUUCAACAGCAGCAACAAGGCCACCGCCACCACCAACACUCAAUUUCAAUAACAAUCUCCAAUACACAACUGAGCUCAAUUCAUAUGAGGCCGCAUGCAGGAUUGAUGAGGACUUACAGUCCUUCGACACAAGCCUCCAAGCACGCACGAACCAAGUCAUCAACACCCUCGCAAACGGUGUUGAGGUUCGUGCCCUCUCAUUCGAUUCGCUAAAAGAAGUAACCGAAUGCCUCUUGGAGAUGAACCAGGAGGUAGUGAAAGUGAUCUUGGAGUGCAAGAAAGACAUAUGGAAGAAUCAAGAAUUGUUUGAGCUUGUUGAGGAGUACUUUGAGAACAGCUUGCAAACUCUCGAUUUCUGCACUGCAUUGGAAAAAUGCCUCAAGCGUGCUCGUGAUAGCCAAUUGCUCAUCCUCGUUGCCCUCCAACUGUUCGACGAAGAGCAUGAUAAAGUUGAGGGGAACAAAUAUGAGAGGACUUUGGAGGAGUUGAAGAAUUUCAAGAAUGCUGGUGACCCUUUCACCAAUGAGUUCAUUCAAAUUUUCCAAGCUGUUUAUAGGCAGCAAUUACAAAUGCUUGACAAAUUGCAAAUGAGAAAGAAAAAGCUUGACAAGAAGCUAAAGUACAUUCAUGCUUGGAGGAAGGUUUCAAGUAUAAUCUUCGUAGCUACAUUUGCCACGGUGUUGAUUUGCUCAGUCGUGGCAGCAGCCAUGGCUGCCCCGCCUGUCGCUGCUGCUUUAGCCGCUGCAAGUUCAAUUCCACUGGGAUCGAUGGGAAAGUGGAUUGAUUCUCUUUGGAAGAACUAUGAAAAUGCUGUGAAAGGACAGAAGGAAGUACUUAGCUCAAUGCAAGUGGGUACUUAUGUUGUCAUUAAGGACUUGGAUAACAUUCGGGUGCUCAUUGAUCGGUUGGAGAUUGAGAUUGAAUCGCUCUUGAAUGUUGCUGAUUUCGCCAUUAAAGAAGAGGCGGUGAUGGUUGGGAUAGAGGAGAUAAAGAAGAAACUAGGGGUGUUUAUGAAGAGUGUGGAGGAUUUGGGGGUUCAAGCUGAUAUGUGUAGCCGAGACAUUCGUAGGGCAAGGACUGUGGUUCUGCAGAGGAUCAUAAAACAACCCAACCAUUGAAAGACUCCACUCCUUGGUAUGGUCAGCCAACACUGCUCUUAUGCUGGAAGCUUUAUCUGAUUUUCUUGUUGUGUGAUGAUGAUAAGUAUAUCAACUUCUGAAUUUGUAUCUUGAAUCUAUGCAAUAGGGUUCAUGUUAAUGAUGAAAAAUAACAGAUGAUUAGGGAUUCAUUCAAUUCCUUCAUAAUAUCUAGGCAUAGAACAUUUCAAGUUCCUAUAUUUAUAAUGUUCAUUUAUUUCAUUCUUUUAUAUAUUCACUA